Molecule: messenger RNA, 2255 nt
Organism: Diceros bicornis minor
Lineage: Eukaryota; Metazoa; Chordata; Mammalia; Perissodactyla; Rhinocerotidae
Gene: ALDOC
Product: aldolase, fructose-bisphosphate C
Exons: 10
Coding region: 757-1851 (364 amino acids)
Biological process (GO): glycolytic process; fructose 1,6-bisphosphate metabolic process
Cellular component (GO): cytosol
Molecular function (GO): fructose-bisphosphate aldolase activity
Source: RefSeq, a predicted model, not a curated record
CACACCCCUCCCGCUGCAUCCAGAGCUAAAGCCGGCUGCCCGUCCACCCUUCUCUUGCUUCCCCAAACUCCGGGCACUGGACUCCUUGUUCUCUGGCUCAUGGCCUAGAGGGAAACAGACAAGGGUUCAUUCUCUUACCUUCUCCAUCCCCCUCUGGGGUAGGCCCCGGUGAAUAAGGGGGUGCAUACAAAGAAACUCAGUUCUGUACUCCUUGUCCUGGACUCCUGCACUUUGUUGGUGCCUCUGUCCCACCUACCCGACCUGUUGUGACUGUUUAGGUGACUCUUCUUCACCAGACCAGGCUUAAUCCCCAACAUCCAGCACAGUGCCUGGCAUAUGGUAGAGGCAAUUGUGGCAGAAAUGAGGGCAAGGCCAUUUCCUGCCUCUUGGGCCCUGGUGGCAGGGCUCCACGAGGUGGGAGGGAGGCAGUCCGCAACAGCCUCCGAGAUCCUGGCGGGGCAGUCACUCCACCUCGUCUGCCCGCCUCUGUGGGCGUGGCUUUGACACGAACACCAGUCUUGGGGAGGAGGCGUGGCCAGGGCGGGGAGGUGCUGGCCACGCCCCCAGGGGGAGUCACGUAGCUCUGCGGCAUCCGCAGCCUCAUUUACAGGAGCCUGGGCUGGAGCCACAGCUGUUCCUGAUCUGAUGCUGAGCUGUUGCAGUGGUUGCCGCCGCUAACUCGCUGCGCACAGAAGCCAAGGGAAGAGGGGUGAUCGGUACUUUUGCCUCAUCCUGAAGCCUUGGAAAGCUGUCACCAUGCCCCACUCGUACCCAGCCCUUUCUGCUGAGCAGAAAAAGGAGUUGUCUGACAUUGCCCUCCGGAUUGUGGCCCCAGGCAAAGGCAUUCUGGCUGCAGAUGAGUCUGUAGGCAGCAUGGCCAAGCGGCUGAGCCAAAUCGGGGUGGAGAACACAGAGGAGAACCGCCGCUUGUACCGCCAGGUCUUGUUCAGUGCCGAUGACCGUGUGAAGAAGUGCAUUGGAGGUGUCAUCUUCUUCCAUGAGACACUCUACCAGAAAGAUGAUAAUGGUGUUCCCUUCGUCCGUACCAUCCAGGAUAAGGGCAUUGUCGUGGGCAUCAAGGUUGACAAGGGUGUAGUGCCUCUAGCUGGGACUGAUGGAGAAACCACCACUCAAGGGCUGGAUGGGCUCUCAGAACGCUGUGCCCAGUACAAGAAGGAUGGCGCUGACUUUGCCAAGUGGCGCUGCGUGCUGAAAAUCAGCGAACGCACACCCUCAGCACUUGCCAUUCUGGAGAAUGCCAACGUGCUGGCCCGCUAUGCCAGCAUCUGCCAGCAGAAUGGCAUUGUGCCUAUUGUGGAACCAGAAAUCCUGCCUGAUGGAGAUCAUGACCUCAAACGUUGCCAGUAUGUCACGGAGAAGGUUCUGGCUGCUGUGUACAAGGCCCUGAGUGACCAUCACGUGUACCUGGAGGGGACCCUGCUCAAGCCCAACAUGGUGACCCCUGGCCAUGCCUGUCCCAUUAAGUAUAGCCCAGAGGAGAUUGCCAUGGCAACUGUGACUGCCCUGCGUCGCUCUGUGCCUCCAGCUGUCCCAGGAGUGACCUUCCUGUCUGGGGGUCAGAGUGAAGAGGAGGCAUCUCUCAACCUCAAUGCUAUCAACCGCUGCCCCCUUCCCCGGCCCUGGGCCCUCACCUUCUCUUAUGGGCGUGCCCUGCAGGCCUCUGCACUCAAUGCAUGGCGAGGGCAACAGGACAAUGCUGGGGCCGCCACUGAGGAGUUCAUCAAGCGGGCCGAGGUAAAUGGACUUGCGGCCCAGGGCAAGUAUGAAGGCAGCGGAGAAGAUGGUGGAGCGGCAGCACAGUCCCUCUACAUUGCCAACCAUGCCUACUGAGUACCUACUCCAUACCACAGCACUUGGCCCGGUCACCUGCACCCAGUUUUGCCUGUAGUUAGGACCAGGGCCAAAUAGCCAUGCAGAGCAGAGAUACCUCCAUUCAGCACUGAGUCAUCUUCCUUUUUUCUCCUUCCCUCUCCUCUCCCAUUGCUGCACCUGGGACCAUUGGAUGGGAGGAUAGGGAGCCCCUCAUGACUGAGGGCAGAAGAACUUGCUAGAAGUCAGAGCAGGAUGCCUGGGUCUUUCCCUGUCUCUGUCAGCCCCCACAAUUUCCCGAUGAUGGGAUAGCUUCUCCUUGGGCUCUCUUUGCCUGCCCUCUCUCCUGGGAUCAGAGGGUAGGACACCAGACCUGGCUCAUGCGUUGGGUACAUAGCACAUAGCAAAUAAAUGGUAGCAAAACA